AUGCAGAAGUGUUGGGCCCAACAGGGUUCCAAUAGCUUGCGUUCUGCAAUCAAUUCCCGAAGACCACUCAACGCGGCCCUUGUCUUUCGGAGAACAUUACGGGAUGUAGCUAUCUCGAGGACGGGAAAGCCAAUCAUUAGGAUACAGGGUGGCAGGUCCUCACUUGGAGGACAUACCGCAACAGUCUUCGGGGCUACAGGCUUCUUGGGGCGCUACAUCGUUCACAGGCUAGCCUCACGAGGAUGUACCGUUGUCAUACCUUUUCGCGAAGAGAUGGCAAAACGGCAUUUGAAGGUUACAGGCGAUCUGGGCAGAGUCGUGUUCAUGUCUUUGCGGGAAUACGACCUUCGAAAUACGGCGUCCCUAGAAGAAAGCGUUCGACAUUCGGAUGUCGUUUACAAUCUUGUUGGACGGGACUAUCCUACCAAGAACUUCGAUCUUGAAGACGUCCAUGUCGAAGGCGCAGAACGGAUAGCCGAAGCCGUUGCCAAAUACGAUGUUGACCGCUUCAUUCAUGUCUCGUCCUAUAAUGCGAAUAAGAAUUCACCAUCAGAAUUUUUCCGUACAAAGGCUCGUGGAGAGGAAGUAGUACGCAAUAUCUUUCCCGAGACAACAAUUGUCAGACCGGCCCCUCUCUUUGGUUUCGAGGAUCGCUUGCUGCACAAACUUGCGGGCGUAACGAAUCUGUUCACGUCGAACCACAUGCAGGAAAGAUUCUGGCCUGUACAUGCCAUCGAUGUGGGCACUGCUCUAUCACUUAUGUUAGAAGACGACAAUACAGCAUCCGAGACCUUUGAGCUCUAUGGCCCCACCAACUACUCCAUGGCUGAAAUAGCAGAACUGGUUGACAAAGAAAUCUACAAGAAACGUCGGCAUUUGAAUCUUCCCAAACCUCUGCUGAAGCCGGCGGCGAAAUAUCUUAAUAGAUUCCUGUGGUGGAAGACCACAUCUGCGGAUGAGGUUGAAAGAGAGUACAUUGAUCAAGAGAUCGACCCGAAGGCUAAGACCUUCAAGGACUUGGGCAUGGAGCCGGCUGAACUGAAGAAUUUCACGUUUCAUUAUCUGCAAGGGUAUAGGAGCUCGGCUUUCUACGAUCUCCCACCAGCUACAGAGCGGGAAAAGAGAGAAGAGAAGAAAUACCUGCAUGUCAUUGACGAUCAGUGA
Letharia columbiana is the source of this 1164-nucleotide messenger RNA. RefSeq lists its product as uncharacterized. The coding region runs from base 1 to 1164 and encodes 387 amino acids. Gene Ontology annotation, molecular function: protein-containing complex binding. Lineage: Eukaryota; Fungi; Ascomycota; Lecanoromycetes; Lecanorales; Parmeliaceae. The transcript has 9 exons. The record is from RefSeq and is a predicted model, not a curated record. Gene Ontology annotation, cellular component: mitochondrion.